Molecule: messenger RNA, 668 nt
Organism: Lactuca saligna
Lineage: Eukaryota; Viridiplantae; Streptophyta; Magnoliopsida; Asterales; Asteraceae
Source: the annotation of a GenBank genome assembly
AUGGUAGCUCACAUCGAUGGUUACAAAUCUGGUGGCGCUUUAACGUUGUUGGUAGCAACAGGUCACCGGAGCAACGACAAUAGUGAUAAUCGUCGGAGGUCGGUGGCUGUCGUCGACACUUUUAGGGGUUUAGAGAUGUUAGAUCUAAUCGCAUGGCUGUUCUCCUUCUUCAUCCUCUUAGCAGUCAUAGCGCUUGUUCUUUACCAGAUAAUGUGCUUUUUGGACUUAGAGACUGAUUAUAUAAACCCAUAUGAAUUAGCAACUAAGAUAAACAACAUUAUGUUGCCUGAGAUGAUUACUCAAGGAGGAUUAUGCUUUUUACAUCUUGUCACAAGGCAUUGGAUAAUGUUCCUAUUUUGCCUUCCAUAUUUAUCUUAUAAUGUUCAUCUGUACAUUCAUGGACGCCAUGUAGUGUAUGCAACAGAGGUUUUUAAUGAGCUUUCAAGUCAAAAGAAACAACGAAUAUUUAAACUUUGUUAUCUUGGUUUCCUUCUUUUCUUCUCUAUAUUUUGGAUGAUUUGGAGUAUUGUUGAUGAAGAUUAAGCAAUCGGCUCUCACAAUUGAGUAAAUUUGACUGCUAUGAGUAGAGGUUUUCACACGAACUACUCCAUCGUAUUUAGAUCUUAAAAGUCUCCAAGAACUUUUUUUUUUUUUUUUUUUUUUUUUGU